Molecule: messenger RNA, 3599 nt
Organism: Psammomys obesus (fat sand rat)
Lineage: Eukaryota; Metazoa; Chordata; Mammalia; Rodentia; Muridae
Gene: Elovl7
Product: ELOVL fatty acid elongase 7
Exons: 8
Coding region: 164-1009 (281 amino acids)
Biological process (GO): fatty acid elongation, monounsaturated fatty acid; very long-chain fatty acid biosynthetic process; fatty acid elongation, saturated fatty acid
Cellular component (GO): endoplasmic reticulum membrane; endoplasmic reticulum
Molecular function (GO): fatty acid elongase activity
Source: RefSeq, a predicted model, not a curated record
CCCGGCAGCAGGGGCCGCUGUGAGUGCCGCGCUCGCCGCGUCCGCCGCCGCCGCCGCCCUCCGCUCCCGCGCGCGCCGCUGGGUUCCCCGGAGCGAUCAUAAGCUCACUUCUGCACUGUUUUACUGAAGAAUCCAUUAAAAGAGCCAGUGAGUCUUGUAGAAAAUGGCGUUCAGUGAUCUCACGUCGAGGACUGUGCGUUUUUAUGAUAAUUGGAUCAAAGAUGCUGAUCCGAGAGUUGAAGACUGGUUCCUCAUGUCCUCGCCUCUGCCACAAACCAUCAUCCUGGGGAUCUAUGUCUACUUUGUCACAUCUCUGGGACCAAAGCUCAUGGAAAAUCGGAAGCCCUUUGAACUCAAGAAAGUGAUGAUAACGUACAAUUUUUUCAUAGUACUGUUUUCUGUGUAUAUGUGUUAUGAGUUUGUGAUGUCCGGCUGGGGGACAGGUUACUCCUUUCGAUGUGACAUUGUUGACUAUUCUCAGUCACCCAGAGCCAUGAGGAUGGUGCACACCUGCUGGCUUUAUUACUUCUCCAAGUUUAUCGAGCUGUUAGACACUGUCUUUUUUGUUCUGCGUAAGAAAAAUAGCCAAGUGACUUUUCUUCAUGUCUUCCAUCAUACAAUCAUGCCAUGGACCUGGUGGUUUGGAGUCAAAUUUGCUGCAGGUGGCUUGGGAACAUUCCAUGCCUUUUUAAACACAGCUGUGCAUGUGGUCAUGUAUUCCUACUAUGGACUGUGUGCAAUGGGGCCGGCCUACCAGAAGUAUUUAUGGUGGAAAAAACAUUUGACAUCUUUACAGCUUGUGCAGUUUGUUCUUGUCACUGUCCAUAUAGGCCAGAUCUUCUUCAUGGAGGACUGCAAUUACCAGUACCCAGUUUUCCUAUACAUCAUUAUGAGUUAUGGGUGCAUCUUCCUGCUACUCUUUCUCCAUUUUUGGUACCGUGCUUAUACCAAAGGUCAGAGGUUGCCCAAAACUAUAAAAAAUGGAAAUUGCAAGACCAAGCAUCACUAAAAUACCUGCCAGCCUUGAUUUACAAUUGAGACUGAUAUGUUGCCUUCCUCGACAAUCAAGAGAUACUUGCCUAUGCAGUUCAUUCUGUAUAUUUUUCCAAAACCAAGAGCUUGUAUUUUUAUGAUAAGUUAUUUGGGUUUCUGACCUUUGAGAGUCCAAAGCUCCCAGAUAAGUCUUCUCAGUGGACGAGCCUGGAGCAGCCAGGAGGUUUCCUGUUGCCUUUCAAGCUAAUCAAAGGUCUUAAUACAUUUUGCUACAGUGAGAGGAGGAUAUGAAGUAAUGUAGUACUCUUCUAGGAACUCCAGAAUAGAUGAAAAAUACUAGCUAUUUUGAACAUGGACAGAGAUCCUGAGUAUGACAGAUACCUCCUGCCUGGUCCUGGAAACCUCUGAUUGUGAGUUCUGGCCCUGUCACUCAUUCCUUGUGUUCAGAAGACAUUAUCAUCACUCUAGGGCUCAGUUCCCAAUCUAAAGUGCUAACACAGGUGAAGCCUAAGUGAAUUUUUUUUCAUCAGCUCUCGUCUUAAAUUGUUAAUGGUGAGUUUGAAUGGGUCUUCUGAGAGGUCGCCACCUGGCCUGCCAAUCAGACCUCCUCCCAACAUGUGUAUAAGCUGUUGGAGGGAGGGAGGCAGCAUCUGCACUGAUGCCAUUGACACUAGGGUGAAGGUAACGUUAUGUUUCAGACAAGAUGGUUUGCUUCAACAGGUCAAUGAACACUUUGCUAACAACGAUGAUUCUACAAUUAACUUUGUACAUGUCCGAAAAGAGCGAUGGGUCAAUGAAAGAAAGCACUGUUAAUUCCGUGGGGGAACAUUGCAGUCUGUUGUUGUAUAAUGUCACUCUCUGAUAUGUCAUGGUUUAAAGGAUUGUCUUGCCUAAGUAUGUGUUAAUUAGAUAUUUAAUUGUUCAUAUUUAAAGGACUAGCUUACCUCAGGUGCCUUUGAAUCACAAAUUAAUCUUUGAAAAGCUACUAUGCAAAGUAGCUUAGGAAGUAACUGGAGUUGGGUGGUGCUGAGUAUUUGAGGUAAGAUUUGGUUACAUAAACAAGGGCUGUUAGAUUUUAAGAGACAAAGACACUACAUUGUGAUUGUGGUUUCUAUAUAUUUUGUGUUGUGGGUACAGUGCAUGAAGAAAUAUUUCCAGAAUCAUGAAUUAGACAGGAUUUCCUUUUUUUUUUUUUUUUUUUGACCUUUAAGCCAUGUUGUGAAGAGCUGGAAUUCAUGUGGAAUUUUCCCCCCUUUAAAAUUGCUAUUUUCUAGAUUUUUUUUUUUCUCAUCGUUAGAGAACCAGAACUACUUAGCAAUACUUGGACAUUUGUGAAGCUGUCGAUAUUAUUUCCUUUUCCUCUUUGAACAACUAUUUACGUGCGAAUGGCUUCAAAAUCAGCAUGACAGCCUUGGUCACCUGUACCACACUGUUCUGCUCACUUUCCAACAAAUCCUGGUUCAUCACUGACCAUGAACUCUGGAGUUUUGCCUGCUCUCUCCUGAUCCAUUACUCUGAACCAUGCUUUUGUCUCCACAUUGACUUAAUUUAUAAAGUCUUUUGCCAUUAAGUGGCCUUUAGUGAUUCCACUUGCUUACAGUGAGAAGCAGAGGAUAGCAGGAAGAUUUUCAUACUUAAAAAAAAAAAAAGUAACAGACAAGCGGAGCUGAGGGGAAAGGAUGCGGAUGGCGCUAGUCUGUCACAGGGGCUGUCUCAGGGAUCCACCUUUUUCUGUCUUGACUCUGUGUGCCUGUGUUAAAGUGGGGGACUGAGGUAGGUGCUGUCACACACACAAGCAAUUCCCAAAGACUCAAGUAGAGCAAAGACCCAAAGGAACUGAAAAUAGAAAAUAAAACAGGGGACUCUGAUUUGCUCUCCACUUAUAUCACACACCCUCUCCUCCUCCUCCAAGUAUUUAAACGGACUAGGGGAGGGGCAUGGGAGAAGGGGGACGGAAGGUGAGGUUGGGCGGCAUGAGGGAGGAGGAUACGGCUGGGAUACAAAGUGAAUACAUCAUAAUAAAUGAAAAAUAAAUAAAAGGAAAAAAAUGUUUGACAUAGCUAUGGACUCAGAGCAACAUUGUGACACACCACAACUAUAUGAAUGAAGGCAAGGAGGUGAAAUGUUAUAUGGAAACAGAUUUUGGUUGGCAGAUGAUGUUCCCCGUGGAAGCCUCACUACAUCAAAAUGAAUGUCACUGUUUGUGGAGUUUCUGUGGGCAGUGUUUGGUGAAACAGCUUCUAAUGGGGCUUUACCUACUUUUUAGGACUUUGUUGCCUUUAAAUUUGCUUGCUUAAUAAGCAAAAAACCAAAAAAACAAAAACAACCCAGCCAGUAAGUAUAGUUUAUUAUAAAAAUUCUCUGAGUCCUUGGGGACCAAUAUAGAUGUUAUAAAUAGAAAUUUUUAAAUAUCUAUGGGGUGUUGUGAUUUUCUGUCUUCAUACUUAACGAGAACUCUAAGUUGAGUAUACUACCUUGUUUCAUAGUUUGGGAGAUUAGGAUAUUGUAUCCCUUGGUUAUCUCUUAUUUCUGUUUACUUUUGAAGGACUAUGGAGGUUGUGAGAAUUUGGAUUUGUUCUCUGUGCUAUAAUAAAUCUGUGCUAUCA